CCUGGUUAAUAGGAAAGUAAAGACACACUUUAAAAAGUUCAAUAAUAAACAAAUGUCGGCUAGGUUGUAUGUCACAAACAGUGUCAGAGAGCUAUUUAUGGAUAAAGUUAAAAUAACAGUGUCAGUUUGAGGACAGCAGUUUACUGUGAACAAUAGCUCGAACUAACUCUCUGGUUCAGGAUAACACGACAUCGUCAACCGGGAAGUGAGUUGGAGGUAAUGGCGGGCUGUACAUACACACAGGUCCUCAGACUUACUGUGAUUACACAAAUAUUGCUUCUGUGUGUUGCCCAGAACGCAAACAGGCAAAACGUUGCAAUGGGCAAAACGUGUGGCAUAAGUUCUAUGUGGACUAACAAGGACAACUGCUCAGCGGCAAUAAAUGGAAACAAAACCCUAGAUUAUCCCGGCAACUGCAUCCACACUUUGGACAGAGACUACUCACCUUUCUGGUGGGUGAACCUUGGGAAUGAGUUCACCAUCAGCACGAUGACGAUCUACGGACGGACUGGCUAUACAGGUAGAAUGGCUCGAGUUAACAUUUUCCUGGAUAAAACCAUCGUCAAAAGCUUCACCAGUCAAGACACAUGGAUAAACGAUAAACAUGUCAUCACUGUGGGUCGUGUAGGGCGAGUGGUCAACAUUACAAAAGACAGAAACCCGGGUGAAACGAUGAAUAUUUGUGAGGUUGAGGUGUGGGUGUGUGACGACGGUUGGUAUGGAGACUGUACACAGGCCUGUACUUACUGUCCCAGAGGCUCUGGCUGUGACAAGGUGGACGGCAACUGUACGACCUGUGAAACAGGCUUCCAGCUCCCACAUUGUCAAGCGUGUGACGACGGUAGGUAUGGAGACAACUGUGAACAAGCCUGUGGUCAGUGUGCCGGUGGUGCUGUCUGUGACAAGGUGACCGGUAGCUGUACGUCCUGCCAGACCGACUUUGAAUUACCCUUGUGUAAAGUAUGUAGGGACGGUAGGUAUGGUGACGACUGUCAAGAAACUUGUGGUCGUUGUGCCGGUGGUGCUGUCUGUAACAAAACAAACGGCAACUGUACGUCCUGCCAGACUGGCUUUCAGUUACCGCUCUGUAAAGUAUGUGCCGACGGUUGGUAUGGAGAGCACUGUAGCCAGACAUGUGGUCAUUGUGCUGACAGCUCUGUGUGUGACAAAGUCAACGGCAGUUGUACUUCCUGUGAGACAGGUUUCCAGACACCACUUUGUCAAGAGUGUGUUGACGGGUGGUAUGGAGCCAACUGUACACAGAGCUGUGGUAACUGUUUAGAUGCCUCUGUCUGUAACAAGGUGUCUGGCAGCUGUACAUCCUGUAAAACAGGGUUUCAGCUACCACUGUGUAAAGAAUGUGCUGGUGGAUGGUACGGUGGUAACUGUACCAAGACUUGUGGUAGCUGCGCGGUUGGCUCUUUCUGUGACAAAGUCAACGGUACCUGUGUCUCCUGCAAAACAGGUUUCGCUCCUCCUUUUUGUACAGUAUGUCAAGACGGUUGGUAUGGAGACACUUGUGCGGAAACGUGUGGAAACUGUUUGGGAGAUAACUCUACCUGUGACAAGACCAACGGGAGUUGCACUUCUUGUGACGGUGAAUUCCAAUUACCUCUGUGUAAGGAGUCGAUGACAUCAAGUCAAACUAAAUCCAGUGGUCCUCCUGUCGGUUUCAUCGUUGGCCUGUCUUGGCUGUAAUUGUUGCUGCAGUUGUUGUAGUGAUCGUCGUUUUGUGGCUAAGGCGUCGACAACAAGCAAAAGGAAAUCAAUCUAGACUAAUGAGAGGAAACAAAGAUAACCGAGAUGAUGACAUAAUAAUCUCAGACAACAUGAAAAGUGUCGGUGCAA
Pomacea canaliculata is the source of this 1848-nucleotide messenger RNA. RefSeq names its product cell death abnormality protein 1-like. The transcript has 12 exons. The coding region runs from base 220 to 1698 and encodes 492 amino acids. Lineage: Eukaryota; Metazoa; Mollusca; Gastropoda; Architaenioglossa; Ampullariidae. The record is from RefSeq and is a predicted model, not a curated record. Gene Ontology annotation, molecular function: scavenger receptor activity.